Lolium perenne is the source of this 1823-nucleotide messenger RNA. Its product is annotated as peroxisome biogenesis protein 12. Gene Ontology annotation, molecular function: ubiquitin-protein transferase activity; zinc ion binding; protein binding. Gene Ontology annotation, biological process: protein monoubiquitination; protein import into peroxisome matrix. Gene Ontology annotation, cellular component: peroxisomal membrane; peroxisomal importomer complex. The record is from RefSeq and is a predicted model, not a curated record. Lineage: Eukaryota; Viridiplantae; Streptophyta; Magnoliopsida; Poales; Poaceae.
CAUCACAGCUUCUCUUUUGCGCCCCACCUCUCCUUUCCCUCACCGGCGUGGACGCGCACCAAGGCGCCACCGCCACCGGAUAACCCCCCACCGUCCAUCGCCGGAAUACAGCUCCAUCUCUGUAACUCGCCGGGCCGCCACGUCUGACCAUAGGCUCCAGGCUUAACCCUACCCCGCACCCCUUAGUCCCGGAGGAGGCUACGACGGCGGCGGCGCGAUGCUGUUCCAGGUGGGAGGACAGGGCGCACGGCCCACCUUCUUCGAGAUGUCUGCGGCGCAGCAGCUCCCGGCCAGCCUCCGCGCCGCUCUCUCCUACUCGCUCGGUGUUUUUGCACUAAGAAGGCCAUUCUUGCAUAAAGUUCUAGAUUAUGAAGAUGAAUUUUUUGCAUUGUUGAUGUCUGUCCUUGAGUCCCAUAGUUUACGAACAACAGAUGGUUCCUUUUCAGAGUCAUUAUACGGUCUCAGGCGGAGACCUGUUAAGGUUUCAGUGAACCAAAGUAUUCCUGGCGCUGAAUCUAAUGACAAAGUGUAUGACUCUGCACUAAGGAAGCGCCAGAAAACCCUCUCAGUUAUUUUUUUGGUUGUUUUACCAUAUUUCAAGUCAAAGUUGCAGUCCAUAUAUAACAAAGAAAGGGAAGCAAGAUUGCAGGCAAGCCUAUGGGAUCAGGGUGAGGUUGGUUUAGAUGAAGCAGGCUUUGUAUCAGAUCAACAAGGGGCGACUUCUGAAGCACAAAUUGAGACUGCAACUGGAGAAGUGUCACAUUUGACACGUCUUAAGACGAGUUUUACGGCACUAAUAGGUGUUUGUUAUCCAUGGAUUCAUGCAACCAAUGAAGGCCUUUCAUUUGCUUACCAGUUGCUGUAUCUGCUGGAUGCUACUGCAUUUUAUAGUCCAGGACUUCAUGUGCUUGGGCUUCAUGUUUGUCGUGCUACUGGACAAGAGCUGAUGGAUUCAUCUUCGAGGAUAUCAAGGAUUAGAAGUCGUGAGCUCGAGAGACUUCGUGGUCCUCCAUGGUUGAAGACCAUGCAAAGGGUGCUCCUUAAUUGUAUGUAUACGACUCUAGAUUAUGCACAAACUGGUUUAAUUGCUGCGGUCUUCUUUUUCAAGAUGAUGGAGUGGUGGUAUCAAUCUGCUGAAGAAAGAAUGUCAGCUCCGGCUGUAUAUCCCCCACCCCCUCCUCCGCCACUACCAAAGGUUGCUAAAGAUGGACUUCCCUUGCCACCUGACAGGACGCUGUGCCCUCUGUGCUGCCAGAAGCGCAAUAACCCCUCUGUUCUUUCUGUUUCUGGUUUUGUGUUCUGCUACAGCUGCAUAUUCAAGUCCGUCUCUCAGCAUAAAAGAUGCCCUGUGACGUUGAUGCCUGCAACUGUUGAACAAAUCAGGCGCCUCUUCCAUGAUUUGUAGCUCGAAUAGACACAGUUUCUGCUUCCCGAUAACGAAGAGGAGGCUAGUUAUACAAAGUCACACUUCACAGCCGUCCAUUUUCGUGUUCCGAAAUCACUCAUGGCCAUGGGCACCGUAGGCGCUGAUGAUAUAUCUCCCUGAGGAAUCUGUAUGUCCAUACAACCCUUUUGUGCCAUUUUGUUGAUCUGUAGAUGAUUACUGAGUUCAUUUAUUCAGGGGUUUUGACUGAAGUGGUCCUUAUCCAUUUUCGUGGCACUCUGUAGUCAUGUAGAGGUUGUAUCUGCGUUUUCUAUUAUGUAGGAAUUGGCUGUAAUGUUGAUGUAAACCUGUAACAAUUCGGUUGCUCUGUUUCUCACAAAUACGAAUUUAACCAAUAGGAGUAAAUGGUUUUAGGAGUUUCCUGAAGGUUUAUUUAAAA